GCAUGCGGAGGAUGCGAGCACUGCAACAGCGACUUCGCUGGCACCUCCAGCAGCUCCGCCGCCGCCGGUUAUUAUUUUUUGGCCGAGCCGCACAUUUCCUGGUUCCGCGUCCUGAGCUCUGCGACCAGCUGACUGGGUGCCCGGGGCUGGCUCAGGAUCAGCUGGUGACGCGCGGGCUGGGGUCUGAGACUUCCUGCAGGACUGACGGCUGCGAGGUUCUCAGGGAGGCGGUGGGAGCCGCGGUCGGAUCCCUAGGAGGGGAGGGGAGGGGAGGGGAGAAGUCACACUCGCCCCUGCCUGGCGGCGCCCCAGCAGGAUCGGGGCAGCGGUGCUGUUUGCCGCGAGUGGGUGCUGAGAUGCCGAGCAGCUCGCUCCUGCCCGCUGCCGGCUCCAGGAAGGGUCCAGAUUUGCAGAAGGGUUUCUAGAAGAAGAUGCGUUGGCUGCCUGCGGUCCUGCUUGCAUUCCUGGAAGCCAGGCUCGGGACGAAAGUGAACUGGGGCAACUGACCAGCUCAGAGGGUCUGGCGGAAGCUCCCGAGAGUGGGCAUUUCGUCUUCCUUGGAGGAAGAUCUGCCUGCACUGCAAGUGCCCUCAGGAGGAGCACAUGGUGACGGUGAUGCCCCUGGAGAUGGAGAAGACCGUCAGCAAACUCAUGUUUGACUUCCAGAGGAACUCGACCUCGGACGACGACUCGGGCUGCGCCUUGGAGGAGUACGCCUGGGUCCCGCCUGGGCUGAAGCCUGAACAGGUUCACCAGUACUACAGCUGUCUCCCAGAAGAGAAGGUUCCUUAUGUCAACAGUCCCGGGGAGAAGCUGCGAAUCAAGCAGCUAUUACACCAGCUGCCGCCGCAUGACAAUGAGGUCCGAUACUGCAACUCCCUGGAUGAGGAGGAGAAGCGGGAGCUGAAGCUCUUCAGCAGCCAGAGGAAGCGUGAGAACUUGGGCCGAGGGAAUGUCAGGCCCUUCCCAGUCACCAUGACGGGAGCCAUUUGCGAACAGUGCGGAGGCCAGAUUAACGGCGGGGACAUCGCCGUGUUCGCGUCGCGCGCCGGCCACGGGGUUUGCUGGCAUCCGCCCUGCUUCAUAUGCACCGUCUGCAACGAGCUCCUGGUGGACUUGAUCUACUUCUACCAGGAUGGCAAGAUCUACUGCGGCCGGCACCACGCCGAGUGCCUGAAGCCGCGCUGUGCCGCCUGUGACGAGAUCAUCUUCGCCGACGAAUGCACCGAAGCCGAGGGGCGGCACUGGCACAUGAAACACUUUUGCUGCUUCGAGUGCGAGACGGUGCUGGGCGGCCAGCGCUACAUCAUGAAGGAGGGAAGGCCCUACUGUUGCCACUGCUUCGAGUCCUUGUAUGCGGAAUACUGCGACACCUGUGCCCAACACAUAGGGAUCGACCAGGGCCAGAUGACCUACGACGGCCAGCACUGGCACGCCACCGAGACCUGCUUCUGCUGCGCUCACUGCAAGAAGUCCCUCCUCGGGCGGCCCUUCCUCCCCAAGCAGGGCCAGAUAUUCUGCUCCCGGGCCUGCAGCGCCGGGGAGGACCCCAAUGGCUCGGACUCGUCCGAUUCAGCCUUCCAGAAUGCCAGGGCCAAGGAAUCCCGGCGCAGCGCCAAAAUCGGCAAGAACAAGGGCAAGACGGAGGAGCCCGUGCUGAGCCCGCACGGCCAGCUGCAGGUGAGCUCCAACCGGCUGUCCGCCGACGUGGACCCCCUGUCGCUGCAGAUGGACCUGCUCAGCCUGGCCAGCCAGACGCCCAGCCUCAACCGGGACCCCAUCUGGAGGAGCCGGGACGAGCCCUUCCAUUACGGGAACAAGCUGGAGCAGGGCCAGCCACAGAGCCCCCUGCAGCUGCUCAGCCAGUGCAACAUCAGAACUUCCUACAGCCCCGGGGCGCAGGGGGCGGGCGCCGCGCCCGACAUGUGGGCCCCGCACUUCAGCAACCCCAAGAGGAGCUCGUCCCUGGCCCUGAAGGGGCACGGCGGCAGCUUCAUCCAGGAGUGCCGAGAGGACUACUACCCGGGAAGGCUGCGGUCCCAGGAGAGCUACAGCGACAUGUCCAGCCAGAGCUUUGGCGAGGCCCGAGGCAGCAUCCAGGUCCCCAAAUAUGAGGAGGAGGAGGAGGAGGAAGGGGGCAUGUCCUCUCAGCAGUGCCGGACCCGCCGUCCACUCAGUUCCCUGAAAUACACCGAGGACAUGACGCCCACGGAGCAGACCCCUCGGGGCUCCAUGGAGUCGCUGGCCCUGUCUAACACCACAGGCCUCUCCGCGGACGGCGGCGCCAAGCGCCAGGAGCACCUGUCGCGGUUCUCCAUGCCCGACCUCAGCAAGGACUCGGGCAUGAACGUGUCGGAGAAGCUGAGCACCAUGGGCACGCUCAACUCGUCCGUGCAGUUCCGCAGCGCCGAGUCGGUGCGCAGCCUGCUGUCGGCGCAGCAGUACCAGGACAUGGAGGGCGGCCUGCACCAGCUCGGCGCCCCGCUCGGCUACCGGGACCGGCCCGCCCGGGGCCGGAUGCAUCAGAGCUUCGACUUCGAGCCCGGCGUGGCGGGCAGCCAGCUGCCGGGGCCGGACGGCGCGCGGAUCCAGCCCAUGAGCGAGCGCACGCGGAGGCGGAGCGCGUCCCGCGACGACCCGCGCCACUUCCGCCCGCACCGGUCGCGGCGGUCGCGCCGCUCGCGCUCCGACAACGCCCUGCACCUGGCCAGCGAGCGCGAGGCCGUGUCCCGCCUGAAGGAGCGGCCGCCGCUCCGGGCCCGCGAGGACUACGACCAGUUCCUGCGCCAGCGCAGCUUCCAGGAGAGCCUGGGCCCGGGCUCCCGCCGGGACCUGUACGGCCAGUGCCCCCGGACGGUGUCGGACCUGGCCUUGCAGAACGCCUUUGGGGAGCGCUGGGGACCCUACUUCGCCGAGUACGACUGGUGCUCCACCUGCUCCUCCUCCUCCGAGUCUGACAAUGAGGGCUACUUCCUGGGGGAGCCCAUCCCCCAGCCCGCCCGCCUGCGCUACGUCACGAGCGACGAGCUUCUGCACAAGUACAGCUCCUACGGCCUCCCCAAGUCGUCCACGCUGGGCGGCCGGGGGCAGCUGCACAGCAGGAAAAGACAGAAGAGCAAGAACUGUAUCAUUUCUUAACCCGGUCGGGGUCAGGGGGUCGGGGAAGAUGGGAGCUGAGAAUGUAAAUUCAAAAACUUGCACUGUUUUUUCUUUGAAAGCGCUUUUGGGGGUGGUUCCUGGGGGAGGAGAUGGGGCGUGCUCUGGUGGAGGAAGGCGAGGUUACAGGUUGGCUCGGCUGGUAGCCCCAGUUCUCGGCAUGUUGACUAUGAUUUGCACAUUUCACUUUGGAAACGCUCUAGAUGGCGUGGCGGCCGGGGUUGGGCACCUCGGCGUGUGCAGUUGCCACUCAUCAGAUGGCAAAUUGCUUCCUUGCCCGCUUGUAUCCUCUCUGGUUCUCUUCCUUUUAGGACCCCUUUUCCAGUAAGUAAUUUGUUUAUUAGCCAGGACCCAAGACUAAGUUAUUUACAUGUCCAUUGUAAAUGCAAUGUAAAUGAGAGUUCUGAUAAAAUAUUUUUGUAUUUUGUAAUAUCAAAGGAAUUUCUAUAUGGUAGGACUCGGCGCAACCCGCAUGCCAUCCGCAUCGUCUUUGUGUAGUAUUCCGAGUGGCCAGGACCACCCCCUUUUUCUUUUUUCUAUACAAAUUUGUUACAUGUCAGUGAGACUUUUUUCAAAGGCGUUUAUUCAAUUUGGCUUUUUGUGGCGAAAAAAUAACAAUGAUUCUAUCCAAAGCCUUUUACGCUCUAGUCCAUCUUCAGGAGCCGUCCUUAAGUCCACUCCCACCCUCAGUAGGAUGUAUUCUCUACGAAGUGGUAGUCGUUUAUUUAAUAGCGAACAUAACCUUUGCCCAUCAGAGAAACCAAUCCGUGUCAGUCAAGUUCCGCGAGAAGCGCCGUCCCUGCCGGGAAGCUUGAAGCUGCUCACGAUUGAUCUCUUUCUUGGGGAAAACACAGUGACUGUGAGUGGUGCCGUUGUGUGACGUCAGCAUGAUGUUGUUUUGAAUGUGGCGUUAUUUUCCGGUGCUCAUGUUUCCUGGACUGUAUUACCCGCUUUCCUUUGCCAAGGCAGAUGGAACAGCUGCCUUAGCCUGACAACCGGUUGUCCUCAGUGCAAAUGAACUUGGGCCUUAGAACAUAGGGGCAGACGGGUUCCGACGGGGCUCUGGGAGAGGCGGUGGGUCCUAGGUUGUACGUCAUGCGUGGAGAAGGAAUGAGGUGAUUUGAAAACAGAAAGCGGGGCAAGGGUGGUAGAGCUGACGGAGAAUAGGAAGGAAGCCCAAGGCGAAGAAGAACUUCUGGAAAUGAAGUAGAGGAGCGGUGACGACCAGCUUGAUGAGCCCCCAGUGCUUGAGGAAGUCAUUCCGUUUAACGCCCUCCCUAUCCAGAGUCUCUGGGUCACCCAGGAAGGUUGAGCUGCUCAGGAGGCAUCAGUGUAAAGGCCUUGAAAAGCAGAUGUUGUUGAAAGGAGGAUCUCCAUUGUGAACUUAGGGGACCCUUGGUCAGACUGAAAAUGGGCUCAGAAGUGAAUUUGCUUCAAGAAGACAUUUCACGGUUGUAUUGUUUAUAGUACAAUAAAACUCCCUACCUUGCUUCAGUUAAACAUGAAGCGCUUGCUUUCCCCCCCAUUCUCCUCCUCCCCUUAAUGGAUUGUGGCGGUUGAACUAACCCGUCGCAGGACCCACUUUAGUGAGACGUUCUGUCCAUGUGCUACACGGUAUAUCUCAGUGGCUCUCUGCCAUGGUGAGGUGAGGUGGUCUCUUUUCAAUACAGUAGUUAAUAUUUUCUAGUAUUUUUCAUGGAGAGGAUGUGAAACACGGCUUUCAGACCCCAUGCCACAUGGGCCUGGGGAGAGGAAGGCUGUACGGGAUGUCGAAAUGGCGCUCCAUUCAGGAUGUAUUAAAAUAAUUUGCUUUUCAGGUAUUAAUAUGACAUUCGUCAUUGUCACUGAUUUUUUUAAAAAGCAAUACAAGUGUUGGUUGUGGCUGUUUUCCGCAUGCUAUCUUCAUAUCUAAAUGCUUCCUUCAGUAUCCGAGCCUCGGAGAAUUACUCUAUUACGUUUGUAUAGUAAGUCUGUAAACUGCUUGGCAAACUGAUUUUAAGAAAUAAUGUGCAACAUCACAUGACUAAAGUGGCAGGUUUCUGGUAGAAAUUGGGCAAGUCCAAUUGGGAUUUUCGAGUUCCUUGGUUGAUGAGAAUAAAAAGGCGUUUUGGGAAAAGGGGAAAAAGGAGAUGACUUAACCUAGCAGAAAGCUGGACACAAAGUCUGUCCUCUGUGGCCCGGGACCCAGGGAAGGAAAUUCUCCUGGAAAACGUUGCCUUCUACCUCCAUCCUCCUCAGAGCACCUCUUGCAUUUCCCAGAUGAGGCUUAACCCCUUCAGCAGAAAGAAGGUGGCCUAGGAACUGACACAUAACUAGUGACCAGAGGAAUUGAAGGAAUGAGCUAUUUGCCAUCUAGUUGCCCAGAGAGCACCCGGCAGCAGAACUGCUCAGAGCUUGAUGUGUAAUAGAUAGAAGCCUCAGGGUCAGACUGUCGGCAGGCGAGGUCCCCUCCAUCGGUUCCAGCUGGCAGAGGUCUUCCCACGCACAUGCAGCGGGCGCCUUACAGCGAAUGCCGAGGAGGAUGGCUACAUCCCCGCCAUGAUGGUGAAGGCCCAGAGAGAGCAGGGUGUCGUCGUCCUGGGAGUUCCACCUGUUGGUGACAACUUACAUGCAACAUCCCAGAAUCCCACUCCCCAAAAUUCAGUGCAUUCUUUUCUGAGGCAAGAGCUUAGGGUUCUUAGCUGAUUCCUCCAUCAUAACUCCUAUCUCUUCUUGGUCAAGUUUCCCUGUGAGUGAGGCCUACGCUCACCUCUUUAGAUCAUUUCAUCUUGAAUAGACUGUUUCUAUCAAAGUAAUCUUUUCCCAGUUUCCCCUCUGCUCUCAUGCCUUAGGGUUUUGUUUGUUUGUUUUCCUACCUCUCCCCAUAUUAGUCCUCUUCUUGUCUUUACGUUAACAUGGCAGCAUUAGGGUACAGUUCAUGUCCUGCUUGCUGGUCAAUUCGGCAGCAUCACAACUGGCUCCCUCCCAAGUGGAAGUCACUGACAGUGUCCUGGAUGGCCCUGCCAAUGCACCACCCGUGAUACUGUGGACAGGCUUCUUAGCAGGCUGGUGGCGUUGAGCGUGGCAUUCAGGUACCCCUCCUUCUGGCAUAUAGUUCUGGGAUCUCCACCAAGGGUGAAGGUGGUGAGCUGAGGGAAACCAGAACUGUGCUUCUUGGUUUGGCACAUGUUCACAAAUGGAGAAUCCCCAGUGCUGUCAGUUCCACAGCUUCUCUCCAUAUUCAUCUUGUGUUCUCUAGUCCUCCCUUUCCACCGCAGCCAGCUCAGUGGCCGAGCAGUUUUGUACAUCGACUGCGGGACCUGAGGCUGCUCUUUCUCAUCCUCCUUUUGUUAGGAAGCUCUUGCCCUGCAUCAAGAUUCCUCUUCCUUCUCCUGCAGCAGCUUCCUGCUUCUGGGGUCCCACUAGCCAUGGUGGAGUUCAGGUGGGGCAGUGAUGGCAUAUACAUAGCAUAUACUCUGCCACCUGGGCAGCUAUAACCAAUGCGCACUGUGUACUUUCUAGAGAACAUGGAUACAGCCUCAAAAAUCCAUGACACUCCAGACAGCCAGAACCAGUUGGUCAGAAUUGAUCUUAUUUGUCUGAUAACAAAACUUAUUUAUGAACUGACUCCUGUCUUUCUACUCUGGGCUUCUUUAUCAUUAGGCAAAAACAGCCACUUAGGAGACAUCAUUCAUAAAUAAUUGUGAGAGUCCAAUUCCCAUGCCCUCAGAUUGUGGAUGCUAACAGGAGCUGACUUCUUUAGGCGAAAUGAAGACAAAUCUCUCUGGCUUUCUUUUCCCUUCUCGUGUUCUUGGACAAGCAUCAUAGUCAGCCCCCGUUGGUCCUCCUGCAGAGGUCAGAUAAGAGUUCAUCCUUGCCUUCAUCUAACCCACCUUCUAACGAGAGAUAACACAAAUAUUUAACUUCCAAGGAGAAGUGCUCUUUGUGUGUUUCUAACAGAAACCAGAUGCUAACACCUAAGAAGGAGAAUCUAUAAAAAGGGAAGUAGGAGAUGGCACCAGCUAUCUGAAUAUUUCAGGCCAGAAGAGUUGCUGUUAGCAACUGUUUAGCACCUUCAGGGCUUUGACGUGGGCCCUGGACAGCAGGUCUUCCCACCCACAUGCAGCCGGGCGCCUUACAGAAGCGGAGCAUUCCAGGUGUAGCUCAGCCAGGCCGCGUCUGCCAAUUUGGAAGGCAGUCCCAUGCCCCCUUUGGAGGUAUAUAUACCUCGCUAAGCACUAGAGAAGUGGAAAUGAAGGGAGUUUUGCCUUGUCCCCAGUGGUUGGUCCCUCUGGGACCUGGCAGAUAGGAACACUUGAUUGUCCGACCACUUGGAAGCAGUCACCAUGGUCAGGAUCAAGAAAGGAUUUGAUUCUUUUUCCAUUUUCUCAUAAGAGUAGCCCAGUCAACACAAGACUCAUAAAACAUGACUCACUGUUGGGAGCUAUACUGUUUUAUAGGCUGACUUCCUGCUGACAAAACUAGCUUUCCUCAAAGGGAAUACAAAGGAGGGAGAAGCUCCCAUAGUGUCGGGAAAACAUUUCUGUGAUUCUGAUAUGAUGAACCCAUAAGAAAGGAAAAAAAAAUUGCCUAUCCUGAGAGUUUUCUGAGACAUCCCUUCACCCUACUGGGUAUUUGGCCAUUGAUGUUCAAAAGUCACUGACCAAGCUUUAAUAAAUUUUUCGGACAGAGUUACUCACCAGUAAGGUCUGUUUCUGAUGAUUUCCAUAUUUUCCCAUAAAACAUUUUGGUUCUAUUUCUGGGCCCUGACUUCACACUCUGUGGCCUACAAGUCCUCCAUUUUCCUUAGCAAAUUAGGACUUGGGCAUCUUCCCUCUCCUAAAACAUUCUUUCCCGCACAGGAUCGCUUUGCCCAUCUCCUGCUUUAAUUCCAAGUAUAGACGAAGCCCCGGGGGCCUGAGGAGGCGAGGCAGGCCCGUGUGCUGUGCGUGAGCGUCGCGCUGUUGUUAGGAAGGCCUUUGGUGCAGGCUCUGCCAGAGACUGUGGUGAACACUUUGCUUGAGAUCCUGUACAAUGGAUAUGCUGUUUUACUGAUGUCUGUAAUACAUUUGUAAACUUCCAAUAAAAUUUGAAUAAAA
This is a messenger RNA of Myotis myotis, 8234 nucleotides long. RefSeq names its product prickle planar cell polarity protein 2 (gene PRICKLE2). Lineage: Eukaryota; Metazoa; Chordata; Mammalia; Chiroptera; Vespertilionidae. Gene Ontology annotation, molecular function: zinc ion binding. The transcript is spliced from 8 exons. The record is from RefSeq and is a predicted model, not a curated record. The coding region runs from base 604 to 3138 and encodes 844 amino acids.